Messenger RNA from Brassica rapa (field mustard), 1480 nucleotides. RefSeq names its product cell division protein FtsY homolog, chloroplastic. Gene Ontology annotation, molecular function: GTPase activity; GTP binding; signal recognition particle binding. Gene Ontology annotation, cellular component: membrane. Gene Ontology annotation, biological process: SRP-dependent cotranslational protein targeting to membrane. The record is from RefSeq and is a predicted model, not a curated record. NCBI's taxonomy places the organism in Eukaryota, Viridiplantae, Streptophyta, Magnoliopsida, Brassicales, Brassicaceae.
ACUAAAACGCAGCGUAUUCAAAAGCAUUAUCCUCCCUCCGGUCACUGCUCUUCUUCUUCGAGAGGCGCCAUGGCUUCUCCUUCUUCUGCUCACCUCUCGUUUCUAGCCGGACGUACGUCGCCGCAUUUCUCCUCCGAACGGCUCCGAUUAUCUCCGUACAGAAGAGAACUCCGUCCACCGAAUCCCAAAUUCCGCUGCUCAGCCGGGCAGAGCGGGUUCUUCACGCGGCUCGGUCGGUUGAUCAAGGAGAAGGCCAAAAGCGACGUGGAGAAGGUCUUCUCCGGAUUCUCCAAGACUAGGGAGAAUCUAGCCGUCAUCGACGAGCUCCUCCUCUUCUGGAACCUCGCCGAAACAGACCGAGUGCUAGAUGAACUUGAAGAGGCGUUGUUGGUUUCUGAUUUUGGACCGAAGAUUACGGUUAGGAUCGUUGAGAGGCUGAGGGAUGAUAUAAUGUCAGGGAAGCUCAAGUCAGGAAGCGAGAUCAAGGAUGCGUUGAAGGGGAGUGUGUUGGAGAUGCUGGCUAAGAAAAACAGCAAGACAGAGCUUCAACUUGGAUUCAGGAAACCAGCUGUUGUAAUGAUCGUUGGAGUGAAUGGAGGUGGAAAGACUACGUCUCUUGGAAAGUUGGCUCAUAGAUUGAAGAAUGAAGGGACUAAGGUAUUGAUGGCAGCUGGGGAUACGUUUAGAGCUGCUGCAAGUGACCAGUUGGAGAUAUGGGCUGAGAGGACUGGGUGUGAGAUUGUUGUGGCUGAAGGAGAGAAGGCUAAAGCAGCAACAGUUCUCUCAAAGGCUGUGAAAAGAGGGAAGGAAGAAGGUUACGAUGUUGUACUGUGUGAUACAUCUGGACGUCUCCAUACUAAUUACAGCUUGAUGGAGGAGUUGAUUGCGUGCAAAAAAGCAGUAGGCAAGGUUGUCUCUGGUGCACCUAAUGAGAUCCUACUUGUACUUGAUGGAAAUACCGGUCUGAACAUGCUUCCACAAGCUAGGGAAUUCAACGAGGUUGUUGGUAUUACAGGUUUGAUAUUGACGAAACUUGAUGGGUCUGCUAGAGGAGGCUGUGUGGUCAGUGUGGUUGAGGAAUUAGGCAUUCCAGUAAAGUUUAUAGGUGUAGGAGAAGCUGUAGAAGAUCUCCAACCAUUUGAUUCAGAGGCCUUUGUUAACGCUAUAUUCUCCUGAGUCACAACAAAACCUGAUUUUUCCAACUAGUAUCCGAAGCAGGCAAGAGAGACAAAUGUGCUUUUUGCCUGAGAUGAAAAUAGAGCCAUUCCUUCAAGUUUCUUGGAUAUGUUAAGGGUCGUCAAAGGGAUCAUCGUGCAAGUUUUGUGAUUGUUUUAACGAUGUGACAGAAUAAUAAAUAAUCUAUGGCACACAAGAGUGAUCACUUGCACAAGAACUAACGAGCCAGAGAAGUUACUUGUAUCAUACAUUACUACUCUGUAUCUUUAUUAAUGUUGUAUUAAUAUAAGCUAUUAAUGUUAAA